CGCAAACCACACGCACACCGAUCCUCCCUCGACUCGAACACGAUCCGGUCAUGGGUUCGGAAAUGGAGCUGAACUUCACCGAGGACCUGCAGCUGACGGAGGUGAUGCGUCUGAGGGUUCAGUCGCUGCAGCAGAAGGGCCAGAAGCGGCAGGACGGGGAGAGGCUGCUGCUGCCGCACGAGUCCGUCUACCGGCUGGACUUCAGCGAUCAGGACCUGAGCUUCUGCCGCUGGAACGUCAGCCUGCAGGGAACGGGACGCUUCACCGUCACCGGCAUCUGCCAGCUCUGGACGCCCGACCUGACCAACCUGAUGACCAGGCAGCUGCUGGAGCCCAUCGGCCAGUUCUGGAGGAACGCCGGAGAUCCCGACGAGUCGCCCAUUAAAUGUCUGGAGGCGGAUAUUCAAGAGUUCGGAGAGAGGAUCGCAGAGUUGGCAAAGGUGCGGAAAGUUAUGUACUUUCUGUUCGCUUACAAGGAGGGAGCGACGAAAGAGAAAAUCUCAUGCUCUUUGACCUUCAACAAAAACAGUUAAACAGGUUGAAGCAUCGCAUCCUAAAACCCCAGACAGGUUAGAUGCUCUCUGUGAUGCUCAAAAAUCUUUAUUUUUCCCAAUAAGUCAUAAAAACUUAGAUAUUUGUUAUUUGUUUACCUUCAGUUAUUAUCCUGCUGUGCAGAAAAUGUUAUGCAUUUUGUCUGGUGAAUGUGUAACCUAGUGCUGCUUAUAGACGGUUAAAUAAAAUAUUUUUGUCAGUCAUUUGGUUUCUCUA
Messenger RNA from Labeo rohita (rohu), 768 nucleotides. RefSeq names its product olfactory marker protein a (gene ompa). The transcript has a single exon. The record is from RefSeq and is a predicted model, not a curated record. Lineage: Eukaryota; Metazoa; Chordata; Actinopteri; Cypriniformes; Cyprinidae. Gene Ontology annotation, biological process: sensory perception of smell; signal transduction. Bases 51 to 533 code for a protein of 160 amino acids.